Molecule: messenger RNA, 2606 nt
Organism: Hippoglossus stenolepis (Pacific halibut)
Lineage: Eukaryota; Metazoa; Chordata; Actinopteri; Pleuronectiformes; Pleuronectidae
Product: formin-like protein 5
Source: RefSeq, a predicted model, not a curated record
CAUCCCCAGGCCCAAACACCGCCCCCACCACAGCCUCAGCACCCACCAGUGCACCCACCAGUGCACCCCCAGACACUGGCCCAACCACAACAGCAGCACCUGCCGCCUCAGUCUCCUCAACAGGCCCCGCAGCCUCUGCCCCAAUCACCUCAGCGCCCUCAGCCACCGCCGCCACAGUCUCCGCAACAGCAACAGCAACAGCAGCAGCAGCAGCAAAAGCCACAGGCCGUCAGUGACUACCACCAUAUGCCCCCACCGCAGCAACAGCCACAGGCCGUCAGUGACUACCACCAUAUGCCCCCGCAGCAGCAACAGCAACAGCCACAGGCCGUCAGUGGCUACCACCACAUGCCCCCGCAGCAGCAGCAGCAACAGCAACAGCCACAGACCGACAGUGACUACCACCACAGGCCCCCACCACAGCAACAGCCACAGACCGUCAGUGACUACCACCACAUGCCCCCGCAGCAGCAGCAGCAACAGCCACAGACCGACAGUGGCUACCACCACAGGCCCCCACCACAGCAACAGCCACAGACCGUCAGUGACUACCACCACAGGCCCCCACCACAGCAACAGCCAAAGGCCAUCAGCGGCUACCACCACAUGCCCCCACCACAGCAGCAGCCACAGGCCGUCAGUGACUACCACCACAUGCCCCCACCACCACAGCAGCAGCCACAGGCCGUCAGUGGCUACCACCACAUGCCCCCACCACCACAGCAGCAGCCACAGGCCGUCAGUGACUACCACCACAUGCCCCCACCACCACAGCAGCAGCCACAGGCCGUCAGUGGCUACCACCACAUGCCCCCACCACCACAGCAGCAGCCACAGGCCGUCAGUGACUACCACCACAUGCCCACCACAGCAGCAGCCACAGGCCGUCAGUGACUACCACCACAUGCCCCCACCACAGCAGCAGCCACAGGACGUCAGUGGCUACCACCACAUGCCCCCACCACCACAGCAGCAGCCACAGGCCGUCAGUGACUACCACCACAUGCCCCCACCACAGCAGCAGCCACAGGCCGUCAGUGGCUACCACCCCAUACCCCCACCACAGCAGCAGCAGCAGCCGCCAGCUCCUCCGCCCCCACCUCCUCCUCCACCUCCACCGCCACCUCUCCCUCCGCCACCGUCGGUUCAAAGUGUGUCGCACCACUCGCCAGCUCCCACCAUGUACAAGUACAGCACGAUCACCAGGCUGCAGAACCAGAGUGCCUCGCAGACGGCCAAUCACCACAGGCUGCCCGGUUUCCUCCACGCUCAGCAAGUUCUGCCCCCAGCUCCGAAACCGCCUGUUGCUAAAGUGUCCAUCAAACCCAAUGUGAACCACAUUGCGGCAAGGACUAAUGUCCCGCCUCCCCCGCCGCCACCUCCUCCGCCAUCCAUGCCCACCCCUGGGUCAGCCAUGGCCGUGCUGAGGCUGGGCCCUCCCCCUAGCCCCCCACCUGCCUUCGUACCUCCGCCCCCAGCUCCUCCUCCUGCUCCACACACCAAUGGUGUAGCAUUUCCUCCUCCACCCCCGCCUGGUCCUGCUCCCAUGAGCCAGCCCGUUUACCCCAACGGGCUGAAGCAGGCGCUGAAGGAAAGGUUCCCCAGCCCGCCACGGGACCUCUUGUCUCCGAAUGGAGACCUCGACGAGUCCCCACCGCCUGCCCCCGCUCCACCACCGCCACCUCCUCCUCCUCCACCACCUCCACCACCUCCUCCCCCUCCCCAGCAGUUCCCAGUGCCAGCUCAGUUUCCACCCCCUCCUGUGCCCCCACCAGCACCACCCAAAACCUUCACCCCAGGUUUUAUCCCUCAUGCUGCCCCCAAGCCCAUGUCACCUGUCUCCCCUUUCCCUCCUGCCCCACCCUCUGCCGCCUUAGGGGGCCCAGCCCCGCCACCACCUCCACCCCCACCUUCAUCCGGACCCUUCAAGAAGCAGUUCAGCCUCCAUGCAGGGCACACCUCCAGCCACCCCCCUCCGACUCUGCCCAAGCAGCACAGCCUCUCUAAACCACCCAUGUCCACAGGAGCCCCUCCCACCAUGUCUUUAGUGAAACAACUGGCCAGUCAGUUUCCAGGAGCCCCCUCCCAAGUAGCCAAUCACACAGAGAGCCCCAAAGCCCCCUCUCACCACCUGCAGUCAAGACCAAACCAAGAUGGCAGCCAGGGGGUGUCCAGCAGCUUCAGUCUCCCGAGUUCCCUCCUCCUCCUCCAGACAGCAACGCUGGUUUUCCUGCUCCCCCUGCUGCCCCUGCUCCCCCUGCUCCCCUGCUCCCCCUCCGCCGCCUCCGCCACCUCCCCCAGCACCUGUUACUGGCCCGACUCCGCCCCCUCCUCCCUCCCCUGGAAACCUGGACUCCACCAUGAGGUCACCGUCUGGCUCCUCCAACUUUGGAGGCAAAAAAGCACCUCCUACCCCCCACAGGAACUCCAGCGUCAAGUCCGAUUCCUCAGCCUCGUAUGAGGAAUCCAGGAGGAACUUGCUCAGUAAGUUUGCCACCAAGAGCAACACCCCACCUUCAUCCCCUUGUCCCACCUCCUCCUCUACUGGAUCUCCCUCUAAGGACCACUCAGCUGGACCCCCCGCUCCCCCGAAACCAGGCAAGCUC